AUGGGCGCACGGUACGUGCUGUUCGCGGUGUUGCUGGUGCCGCUGGCGGUGCUGAUCGGGGGCGCAUACGGUGGCUCCUGCCGGGAGGCCACACUAUGUUGCAAUGGGCGCGACUCGUCGUGCGUCGUGCAGAAGGCCCCGCUGAACGCGAUCAUCGAGGACCUGAACGAUAAGCCGUGCUACUGUGAUCACGCCUGCCUGAAGCUGGGCGACUGCUGCGACGACUUCAAGUCCCACUGCGGAGUGAUCGACUGCAUCGUGAGCGAAUGGGGCCAGUGGAGCGAGUGCGACACGGCGUGCGGAAACGGGAUGAUGUCGCGCACCCGCAUCAUCGAGCAGAAACCGCAAAACGGUGGCAAACACUGUCCGUCGCUGGUGCAGAAGCGCGGUUGCCAGGGACUGAAAUGCCACAAUCAUCACGAUCGGAAAGCACUCCGUGAAACUGCCCUCCUCCUGCCGGCCGCCCUCUCCAAGAGCCGCCACGAGAACGACACCAGCGACAUCCGGCGAAAUCUACGAUUGCGCUACAAGAAUGCAUUCAAGCACAACCGAGGAAAUGAGUACUGCGUCGAGUUCGAGGUAAUCAAGGCGACCAAGGCGUGCCAUAAGGACAACACCUACCGCGGGCUGGCCGAGGGCGAGCGGGUGAUCGUCCGCUGCGACCUGGAGGCCUUGCAUGAGGACCGAAGCGCCGAGCCGCUCGCGAGCAACUCGAUCCAGGACGAGGACGAACCGGAAACGCCCAAGUAUCGCUGCCGGGGCGACGGCCUCACCGGGCGGAACACCCGCUUCACCACGCUCGCCAUGCCCGCCUGCCGGGGCAAAUGGAUGCGCCUCUCGCUGGGCCAGCCGAAGAAGUGCCCCUCGAGCGAUGCGCAGUUCAUUUUCGUCUAA
This is a messenger RNA of Anopheles coustani, 894 nucleotides long. It is a transcript of the gene vex, whose product is annotated as somatomedin-B and thrombospondin type-1 domain-containing protein. NCBI's taxonomy places the organism in Eukaryota, Metazoa, Arthropoda, Insecta, Diptera, Culicidae. The transcript has 4 exons. Bases 1 to 894 code for a protein of 297 amino acids. The record is from RefSeq and is a predicted model, not a curated record.